Solea solea (common sole) is the source of this 1767-nucleotide messenger RNA. RefSeq lists its product as uncharacterized. Lineage: Eukaryota; Metazoa; Chordata; Actinopteri; Pleuronectiformes; Soleidae. The coding region runs from base 96 to 1553 and encodes 485 amino acids. The transcript is spliced from 4 exons. The record is from RefSeq and is a predicted model, not a curated record.
ACCUGCAGCCACGUUACGAUACUUAAAUCUGUGACACAGCAUUAUAAGUGCUCCUAGCCUUUCGUGGACUCAACGAACCGACGCGUGAAGGAAAAAUGGCAAGCGCUACUUCUUACUUGACUGUCGGUCUUCUUCUGACAUGCGCUUUGGCGCAAACGAUACACGGUUUUCGGUUGAGGAAAUCAGGAAGAAGGGAAGGGCGAAUCGGGGCCAGAACGACAGGUGUCCAAGAGGGUAAAGUUGUGUUUGGGAGGGUUUUUGAGAAGGUGACAGGCCGUGAAUCUCCAUCAAACUCUUCACUGGACGACGAUUCUGCUUAUCAGGCGGACUCUCCAGUCAAUGGUCAGGGGCAGAGUACCAGUUUCAAGGAUGCGGCGUGGAAACGCAUGGCUUCCUCGCUGCAGUGUGGCGGAGAACAGAUGAGGUUCAAAGCGGUGGGAGCUGGAGCUUCAAAUUUUGCAGUAGACCAAGGAAAAGAAGCACCUCCCAUGGCUUUGUCCCAGGUCCCAUCUACCUGUGGUUAUACCAUGCAGAGGAACCCGUUUGCACUCGUCAUGUUGGUUCCAUAUGAUGGUUGCAAUGUGGUUCAAGAGGGUGGAAAUUACGUUCUGCCAAUGCGUUGGCAGGGAAUCCCAGUUUCUCUCUGUUGCCCCAAACCUGCAGAACCUUCUCCUGAACCACAACUGCCAACUAAGAAACCCCAAGAGCCCCAAAAGACUGUGACGCUCAUUCCACCAAAACAAGAGCCUCUAAAUCCCCAAAGUCAAAUGUACUACUGGCAUUAUCCGUACAAUGUAGGACCUCUACCAGAUCCUACACCGGCACCGACCACAACACCGGCACCGACCACAACACCAACACCGACCUCAACACCAACACCAACCACAACACCAGAAAUGCAGAAGAUUAUACAGUACCCAUUUAUCUAUCCACAAAACGUUUACUUUCCUAACCUAGUGCAUGCACCUGCAGAGCCCACAACUGAGCCCACAACUAAGCCACCCCCUGAGCCCCAGACUCCCCUCAAGAUUCCUCCCCAGUUGCCCCCUCAAUAUCAUAUGCAGUUUCCUCCUGGCUUCCCGCUUAAUUUUCCUCCCCAGUUUCCCCAGCAGCUCCCUCCCCAGUUUCCCCAGCAGCUCCCUCCCCAGUUUCCCCAGCAGCUCCCUCCCCAGUUUCCCCAGCAGCUCCCUCCCCAGUUUCCCCAGCAGUUUCUGAAGCUUCCUCCCCAGUUUCUCCAGCAGCUUCCUCCCCAGCAGCUUCAGAAGCUUCCUCCCCAGCAGCUUCAGAAGCUUCCUCCCCAGUUUCUCCAGCAGCUUCCUCCCCAGUUUCUCCAGCAGCUUCCUCCCCAGUUUCUCCAGCAGCUUCCUCCCCAGUUUCCCCAGCAGCUUCUGCUGUUCCCUCCACAGAAGGAUUUCAUUCCAUAUCCAACAACUCCUGCGAUGACGACCACCACAGUAACCCCAACCGCAAAGCAAAGUCAACCCGCUCCAUUACAAUAUGGUUUUCCACGCAUGCAUGCCCCCUUCCCUUUUUAUGGUCCAUACCGCACAUGAGUCAAGCUAGCAUGCUGAAUGUUUAAUAAAAUGGUUGAAUAACAAGUAGCUGUGUCAGUAUUUUUUGAUCUUUGUCUCAGCUAUUUUAUUACUACUUAAACAUGGCAAGUUUAAAGGUUUUGUUUGCCUGUACACAUCUGUAAAUAUACUUGGAGGUUGUACUGCACAAUUAAAUUAACUUGCUUUUAAUAAAGCAAUGUCACCACUUCUAAAG